Pelobates fuscus (common spadefoot toad) is the source of this 2889-nucleotide messenger RNA. RefSeq names its product BarH like homeobox 1 (gene BARHL1). The transcript has 3 exons. Gene Ontology annotation, biological process: regulation of DNA-templated transcription. The coding region runs from base 799 to 1782 and encodes 327 amino acids. The record is from RefSeq and is a predicted model, not a curated record. Gene Ontology annotation, molecular function: DNA-binding transcription factor activity, RNA polymerase II-specific; DNA binding. Lineage: Eukaryota; Metazoa; Chordata; Amphibia; Anura; Pelobatidae.
CUUGUCCUCUCAGACUGAAGACCCCAAGUGAUGAGCAACACCAGAGUGUUUUCUCCAAGGAAGGAGACCUGAAGCUGAGACCUCCCUUUUUUUUGUCCCCCUGGGGCAGAAGGUUUGGUAGGAGUGACACACAGGACAUUUUGGAGACAGACUAGAUCAAGGGCAGUGGAUGUGCACAGGUCCUCUCCAUGGUCCUGAAAGAAGGAAGCUGAACUAACCACCUGGCUGGCUCUCUAUGUUCCUGCUGAUCCCAGCUUGGUCCCUUAGAGAGAUCCCAGGCUAAGAUGAUGGGAUGUGCCUUUGGAUGACCCCCCUCCCAAGCUUUGGCAGUUCCGUUUGAUGAAAGAUCAGAGCCCUUUUCUGCUACUGACAUCCAGCAUCUCUUCCACAGCAGAAAACCUCUGUGAGCUACACAGCACCACACUCUGCUCCUCCUGAUCGAUUUUACCAUCAUUGGACUGGUUAAGUUAUACAAACCCUCUAUUGAUUUUUUUUUUCUUCCAGGCAGUGUUUCUCUUGAGGGGUCCUGGCCACCCAAGCAAAGCAUCUUCAACCAGGAUUUUAUUUUCAUUUUAUAUAUAUAUAUAUGAAUUGAUACCUUGGAGGAAAAAAAACAAAAAAACACUUGACUGGCAAGUGGCAUAUCUCCUCUGAUGGGGACCUAGGUGAAGUUACUGGAUCCCAAGAACAAUUGAGACAUCCUGGGAGAUUAUUGAGCAGUAACAGAGAUUUAACCCACAAAGCUAUCUUCUCUGGUUUCUUCUGGAGGACACAUGUCUUUCUGAAAUCUUGGACAUCAUGGAAGGCUCACACGGAUUUGGGAUUGAGACCAUCCUUUCCCAUCGACCAGGAAGCCCCGAGCUUGCUCACGGGGACCCAUUGAUGGGGGACAGCAGGUCACCUCUGGAGCUCAGUCCCAGGUCUGAAGUUAGUAGUGGUUGUUCUUCACCACCUUCCCCAGCCAGGGAGUGUCUAGAAGCGGUCACCAGCAGGCAAGGGGUUUCCCUAGCCAUGGAGUGCAACCUUCAGCCUGGGGUUCAUCUCUCUGCCCCAUCUCAGUCCAGAACUGUCACCUCUUCCUUCCUGAUCAGGGACAUUCUAGCGGACUGCAAACCUUUAGCAACCUGUGCACCCUACUCCAGCAAUGGACAACCAGCACAGGACUUGGGACUCUGCUUGUCCACUAAAAGUGGGGAUGACUUUAGGGACAAAAUGGACAAGAGUAACAGUUCCACAUCUUCAGACUCUGAAUACAAAGGCAGAGUGAAAGAAGAGGGGGACCGAGAAAUUUCAAGCUCCAGAGAUAGCCCGCCAGUGAGGCUGAAGAAGCCAAGAAAAGCCCGCACCGCAUUCACUGACCACCAACUGGCACAGCUGGAGAGGAGCUUUGAGAGGCAGAAAUAUCUGAGUGUACAGGACAGGAUGGAGCUUGCUGCCUCUCUUAAUCUCACUGACACCCAGGUGAAAACCUGGUACCAAAACAGGAGGACAAAGUGGAAAAGACAGACUGCGGUUGGACUUGAACUUCUUGCAGAAGCUGGUAACUAUUCUGCCCUCCAGCGAAUGUUCCCCUCUCCAUACUUCUAUCCUCAAAGCCUUGUAUCCAACUUGGAUCCAGGAGCUGCACUAUACUUAUAUAGGGGGCCCACAGCUCCACCACCCACUUUGCAAAGACCUCUGGUGCCGAGGAUCCUCAUUCAUGGACUUCAGGGGGGCUCUGAACCACCCCCAGCUCUUCCUACCCUUACAGGAGUCCUACCCCGGGCUGCACAGCCACGGUAGGCACUAAAGUUGUUAACCUACAUUUUCCCAGUUUCCCAGGUGCCAACACUAAAGGCUUACGAACAGCAUUGGAAAAGAGGUGAAAUAUUGAGCACGAUGAACUGUAUAUAUGAAUCUUUUAUGAGCCUCUAAUUGCCCCAACUGAGUCUUUCAUACAAAGUGACCUUCUGUCCAUAAAUGAAGACUAUUUGGCAGAACUCUCAGGAGCACACAGAAGAUACUAAAUAUAACGCAAUCGAACGUAACUCUCUUCUCAGAAAUUUGAAACAAUCUGAAUGCAGAAAUGGGAUCUCACGGAAAUGGCAAAUAAUAUUUAUAAAAGGCAAGCUUAAAGACGUCAAACAAAAUUAAUCUUAUACUUGUUACACAAAAAAAUUCUGUUCCGCUGGAGACGUAUGGGGUUUGGCAUGAGAUAACUUAUGAGCUACUGAAACCUUGACAGUAAGCACUAGAUUAGGGGUAACCAACUUUUAGCUAGUGUUAUCAUAUCAGAAGUUGGUAUAGUGAUUCCUAUGAACGAAUAUACUCCAGGGCUGUGUUAAACCAUUGGAGCCCUGGAUGCUGUAUUUUUCAUUGGAGUCCCUAAAUAAAAUCAUGAUCUGGCAACCUUACCUGAAGCUCCCUUUAAAAUAAAACUUCUGCAACUUCAGUCAAUCAAUAAAUCAAUGGCUUGCUAGAACUUACUGGGGUAGGCAACCUUCGGCCAUCCAGAUGUUGUAGACUACAUCUCCCAUAAGGCUCUUACAGCUAUAAUACUGGCAACGCAUCAGGAGAGAUGUCCACAACAUCUGGAGUGCAUGUUAAAAAGGAAGCACUUUUGGUACAAAUGCCCAGUUGGCAGCAGGGAAAAUUGGUGAUCUCCCCGCUGGUUACAUCUGCGCUUAAUCAUAUACAGUAGGUUCCAUGUAAGUGAACCUGGGAUAGUGUGGACCUUAUAGUGAGAGGGACAGAGCUGGCUUAUAGGGGUUAUUCCCAAAAGUGUGAAUUGUAAGGAAUUCAGACUAAAUUCAAAGAUAACUCUGAAUUCUAGGCUAUAGUAGUCAAACUGGCUAGAAGUAUUUUUCCAAUUUGGUCUAAAAUUUGAAAUGCAGGUUGAGUUUAUUUUGA